GGUUUUCCUUCAAACCUCCCGGCACACGGUCACGUUAUUCCCUUUCCGGACCCUCGCUUCCUGCCGAGACGUUCCUCGACCGGGAACGUAGAGAGUAUCGACAGCUCAUGGUUCCGCCGCGGAAAUGGCCUCGUCUGGUCGCCUAGCUAUAAAUGACAAAUGAGCUGCUAUCUGCUGGAGUCGACCGAGAGAAGAUAGCCCUGUCUGGGUCACCGCCCGGGCGUACUCGGGAGUCUGUUAAGGUAACCUGAGGAGUGACGAGGCAGAAAAACGAUGCCGCAUUUCCUAUGGCCAGAGCCGCUGUCGCCCGCACAACUAAAGCGGCUGGAGGAGCAUAAAUACAGCGCCUCCGGCCGGUCCCUCUUCGAGCCACCGUGUCAGAUCUACUGGAACUGGCUCGUCCAGCAAAUUCCGACAUGGAUCGCACCAAACACGCUGACUAUUGUAGGACUGCUGGUCAAUAUCCUCACAACGGUGGUGCUUGUGUAUUAUUGUCCCACAGCAACAGAGGAGGCUCCAUCUUGGGCCUUCAUCCUGAGUGCUCUCGGCCUGUUCAUCUACCAGUCUCUGGACGCUAUUGACGGGAAACAGGCCCGGAGGACAAACAGCAGCUCAGCACUCGGGGAGCUCUUUGACCACGGCUGCGAUGCUGUCUCCACAGUGUUUGUUGCUGUUGGAACAUGCAUCUCGUGCGGAAUCGGAUGGUACUCAAACUGGAUGUUCUUCUGUGGUUUCAUUGGGAUGUUCAUGUUCUUCUGCGCCCACUGGCAGACCUACGUGUCCGGGACUCUCCGCUUUGGCCUGGUUGACGUCACAGAGGUGCAAGUCGCCAUCAUGUCCAUGUAUUUGAUGUCGGCUUUCGGAGGCGUGAGCGUUUGGCAAAGCACGUUGCCCGUCAUUGGACUGAAGCUGUACAGCUUCCCCAUCGUGGGCAUCAUCGGGGGGGCCCUCUACUCCUGCUACAACUACUUCUACGUCAUUUUGAAUGGAGGUGUUGGCAAAAACGGCUCCACCGUGGCUGACACCAGCGUGCUGAGUCCUGGUUUGCACAUCGGCCUCAUCCUCACCCUGGCCUUCAUCAUUUUCAAGAAGUCGUCCAGCCACCUGUUUGAGCACCACCCCUGUCUCUACCUGCUCACCUUUGGCAUGGUCAUCUCCAAGAUCUCCAACAAACUGGUGAUAGCGCACAUGACCAAGAGUGAGUUGAACCUCCCGGACACAGCCUUCAUAGGCCCCGGCCUCCUCUUCCUCAACCAGUACUUCAACAGCUUCAUAGACGAGCACAUAGUCCUCUGGAUCGCCAUGGUCUUCUCUCUUCUGGAUCUAACACGCUACUGUACGGGUGUGUGCCUCCAGAUAGCCUCCCACCUGCGCAUCCAAGUCUUCAGCAUCACGCCGCCGAGCAACACCCACCACGACUGACGGCUUGCCCGGCGGGAGGAGGCGGGGGGAGACGCGGACCUCUCCCCGCUUCUGAAAGCAGACAAGGACCACGACGACGAGGAGAGACCCUCGACCCUGAGCCGCUGCAGCCUUGACAAAGUCACAACCUCUGAUUGAAAACUGCCUCUCCUACCAGAUGGAAAAAUAACACCAAAUCGACACUACAAACCAAAAUAGAAAAAGUUUGAAAAGCAGGGAUAUAUUGAAUUGAAAAUUGGCUGGAACCAGAGUUUCCCUUGAAUUCAUUUUAAUUUAAACAUAAUUGCAUGUUGUCAGAAAAUAAAGUAUAGAUUUUUACAUUAAAA
This is a messenger RNA of Xiphias gladius (swordfish), 1748 nucleotides long. RefSeq names its product choline phosphotransferase 1 (gene chpt1). Gene Ontology annotation, molecular function: diacylglycerol cholinephosphotransferase activity. The record is from RefSeq and is a predicted model, not a curated record. The transcript has 8 exons. Gene Ontology annotation, biological process: phospholipid biosynthetic process. Gene Ontology annotation, cellular component: endoplasmic reticulum membrane; Golgi apparatus. Bases 274 to 1422 code for a protein of 382 amino acids. Lineage: Eukaryota; Metazoa; Chordata; Actinopteri; Istiophoriformes; Xiphiidae.